Molecule: messenger RNA, 658 nt
Organism: Salvia hispanica
Lineage: Eukaryota; Viridiplantae; Streptophyta; Magnoliopsida; Lamiales; Lamiaceae
Source: RefSeq, a predicted model, not a curated record
CAGAGGAUAUGAGGUUUAUCAGUUUGUUGAGUAUCAUAAUCACUUAAUGGUUGCGGAUGAGCAUAGGCAUUUUAUGAUGGCCAAUCGCAAUCUGGAUCCUAUUCAUCGGAGGUUUAUGGAGGAUUGUGGCAGGUGUAAUAUUGGUCCCACUCUCACAUUCAAACUUUUGAAGGAGAUAAUGGGUGGACCUGAAAAUGUUGGAUGUGAUAUUAUUGAUAUUAGAAAUGGUUAUCGUGAUAUUAUGUCCAAUAUUGAUGGUUCAGAUGCUCAAAUGAUUUUUGAUUAUAUGCGUUCUCAAAAGGAAUCAUCUGAUGCCUUCUAUUAUGAAAUUGAGAUAGGAUCUCAUGGAAAGUUAACUAGACUCUUUUGGGCUGAUGCUAUUUCAAGACGAAAUUAUCAUAUGUUUGGAGAUGUAAUUUCAUUUGAUUCAACAUACAACACUAACAGGUAUUGCAUGAUUUUUGCUCCAUUAAAAUCUUUACUUGGUAAUGAAGAUUUCAAAAAAGAGUUGAAUGCAUGUGUUUGGUCUGAUUUGUUAGAGCCUGAUGAGUUUGAUAUAAUAUGGAAUGAUAUAAUGGAACGGUAUGGAUUAGAAGACGUGCACUGGUUUGGAUCAAUGUUUGAAGAUAGAGAAUUCUGGGACUACAUCGAUGUCUGA